AAACCACUGUUACCAAUCAAGUCAAUCUCUCUCCAUCUCUCUCUCUCUCUCUCUCUCUCCUUGCCUCGAGCACUAUUCGGGAAAGGUAAGCGGCGAGGGAAGCAAGGCUACCAUUCUGCCUAUUGCCGCCUUUAACACACUUUCUCCAAUCUUUUUUCCCAGGGUUUUAAGCUUAGGUUGUGGAAUUGAUGGCGACCAAGUUGCAGCAGUUGCAGUCUAAGGCAUGUCAAGCUUCAAAGUUUGUGUCCAAGCAUGGAACUGAAUACUACAAGCAGUUGUUGGAGCAGAAUAAGCAAUAUAUUCAGGAACCUCCCACUGUUGAGACGUGCAGCUUGUUGUCAAAGCAGUUGUUCUACACACGUCUUGCUAGUAUUCCCAAUCGUUGUGAAUCAUUCUGGAAGGAACUUGAUUAUAUGAAGAAUUUAUGGAAAAAUAGGCAGGAAUUGAAGGUUGAAGAUGCCGGCAUUGCUGCUUUGUUUGGGCUGGAGUGCUUUGCUUGGUAUUGUGCUGGUGAGAUCGUGGGAAGGGGAUUUACUUUCACUGGUUACUAUCCUUGAGAAGAUGCAUCAUCGAAUGUGCUUUGGGGGAUUGAAUAUGUAAGUUUCUGUUGUCAUUUGCGUGAUUUAUCCCAAGCAUUUUACUUGCAAAUUUUUAUUUUCCUGCAAAAUUUUUGAAGCUGAGAAAUCAGUGGGUUACUGUGAUUUCCAUAAUAAUCUUACACAUCUGAAGCAGCUUAGGAUGUUAAUGACAUUCGAUAAACUUUGUUGAAAGUCACCGCUUCUCAUGAAUGAUGAUAAUGCUGAGUUUUUUAA
This is a messenger RNA of Manihot esculenta (cassava), 812 nucleotides long. RefSeq lists its product as uncharacterized. The record is from RefSeq and is a predicted model, not a curated record. Bases 189 to 557 code for a protein of 122 amino acids. The transcript is spliced from 3 exons. Gene Ontology annotation, biological process: proton motive force-driven ATP synthesis. Lineage: Eukaryota; Viridiplantae; Streptophyta; Magnoliopsida; Malpighiales; Euphorbiaceae. Gene Ontology annotation, molecular function: proton transmembrane transporter activity.